Drosophila innubila is the source of this 1528-nucleotide messenger RNA. RefSeq lists its product as uncharacterized. NCBI's taxonomy places the organism in Eukaryota, Metazoa, Arthropoda, Insecta, Diptera, Drosophilidae. The coding region runs from base 188 to 1171 and encodes 327 amino acids. The record is from RefSeq and is a predicted model, not a curated record. The transcript is spliced from 2 exons.
UCGCACCAUAUUUUUAAGUGAUAUUCAAUUGUUUGUGUUUGUGUUCAGAUGUUUGGCAUCCCCCUGUUCAUCCAAAUUACAUGUUUUCCAAAUUUUUGUCAUGAAAUAAAAGGGAAAAUAGAAACCUCAAAACAAUCGAGAAACAGUUUUAGACAAUAGAAACAGCUGAAAAUCAAAUUUCUUCAAAAUGCCGAACCAGAAAGAUGAUGUGGAAUGUCCACUUAUGGAGGUGGAUUGGAGUCAGGUCACUCCCUACGAUGUGAUGCGGAAUCACAACUGUAAAACCGCCAGGUUUCUGAAUAAGGAAACAUAUCCCAGCAUAAGGCCCCCGGUAUCCGUGUGUAGUAAUGCCCAGACAAUGGAAUGGUUAGCCGAUGCAGUUGAAGAGAAUGGAUGUGCUAGACCUUUUGGUACUGAACAGAAUGAUGAUAUUUUGGAGGUGUGGAAACAAAGUCCCAACAAACACACGCUGGCUUUCUACGGCAUUGUCUCCGAGAUUCCAAAUCCAGAGGCCAUCAAAUUUAAUGAGGUUGUUACCGAUUGCCUGAAUAAAGUAAAUGGUAUUGAGAAAGACAAGAAGCAAAAGUCCUCGAAAAGAGAGGAACGACGAAAGAAGGCUAUAAAACCAAAGGGUCCCUUUGUCCUCAACCGCUAUGAACUGAUGUCGAAGCUUAAUAACAUGCCCACAAUACAAAGGAAGCUCAAUUCGAAAAAUGCACUUUCUUGGCUAACCUGUCCAGAUCCCGAAGAUCCCGAGUUUCCCUUCAUAGAUGAUGGCAUAAGGGCUCCAUCCCUGAAAGCUGUCCUCGGCAUGGAAAAACCUCGAAGGCCAAUAAAACAUGGAAUCCGACGAAAAAAUUAUCACUGCGAAUUGCAAUGUGGAAUUCCGGGAAAUAAAUGCACCGAGUACGAAUGGAUGAAAUACAAACAAGAUCCUUUGCCCUAUGAAGUGGCUUUCGAGAUUGAAAUGAGUCAGUUGCAAGGUCAACCGGAUCCCGAGCCAAGAAAUUACGAUGAGCUUUACUCGCAUCUUGUCGGUUGUUUCAAGAAAACUUUGGACAAGUCCCCCAAUUGCAAGACCUACAAAAAGUGUUGCAGAUUGCCCUGGGAGCGUCGGGUUAUACAGGGUUGUGCGGAAUUUGACCCGAACAACGAGAAUCGAGACGGAUAAAUCAAUAGAGUGAUGUGCAAAUAUUACGUAUACGAACCUUUGGCUUUUUGGCAUAUUGUCCGGUGCGCACGUCGCGUAUUGUGGCAAUGUCUAGUAUGUCCAACUCAUUGUUCUGAUCGACCCAACAGAGGAAGAAUCCCUUGGCAUCCACACGCAUCGUAACCGGCGUACCGCUGCCCGAGUCCUGAAAAUGGCCAAAAAAAAUAUAUAUAUAAAAAUGGCAAAGAUAUUGAUGAGUGGAAAAAAAAGCAGUCAAAAGUCGAAAACAAUAACUGUGUGUGAGGUUUUCUUUUUUUUUAUUAUUAUUUCAAUUGAUUCAAUUUAUCAAUAAAUUACGUUUUUUUUCUUCGGCCAGCA